Momordica charantia (bitter melon) is the source of this 1098-nucleotide messenger RNA. RefSeq lists its product as uncharacterized. Gene Ontology annotation, biological process: microtubule-based process. Lineage: Eukaryota; Viridiplantae; Streptophyta; Magnoliopsida; Cucurbitales; Cucurbitaceae. Gene Ontology annotation, molecular function: dynein intermediate chain binding. The record is from RefSeq and is a predicted model, not a curated record. Gene Ontology annotation, cellular component: cytoplasmic dynein complex.
AUCAUCCUCAUCCAUUCAUCUUAUUCGGUGAAGUUUUAAGUUAGAUUUUGAUGGGUACAAUAGAAUUUGAAAAUUUUUGAAAAUGUGGAAUUCCAAAGGACCAACAACUUCCUUAGACUAGACUAGACACCUCUGACCAUAGUAAACUUAAGAAACCAAAAAUAUAAUUACAAAUUCAACCACAAGAGUAAAUGAGUAAAGUAAUAAAUUCUGAGUGGUCAGGAUGAAUACAGGCCUCUUUGUCUGCAGAAGCAGCAGCUUUAGCCAAAGAUUGACCACCAACAGUUCCCCAGAUCUCCUCUCCUCAUCUCCCCCACACCACACUUCCCAUCCAAUUCCAUGGCUUCUCAUCAAAAAACUCCACACCACCACCACCACCACCACUUCUCACUAUCAGGCCCCGCCGCCGCCGCCGCCGCCGCCGCCGCUCCUCACCCAAAACUGGAUCACCCUCUCCCCAACACAGCCCUACACAACUUGAACUUGUCAAAAGUUGAUUCUCAGCCCCAAAUGGUCGGCCCCAGAACCGUGCAGAAAGUCCGCGUACACCCCCAUGAGAGAUUCAAUGAUUCCGAUGAAAAUUUCGAACGCAUGAUCAACUGUAUCACCGCCAAAGAAAGGCAAAUGAAACAGCUCCUGCAGGAACACCAACAUCUCACCCGCCGCCUCUCCAUUUCCCUGUCUUCAUCGCGCAGCGGCACAAGAAGAUCCAUCGGAGGCUCGCCGAUUCUUCAGCUUGCGGACGUGUUCGCCAACAAUGGGGUCAGAUUGGUUUCCGCCGAUAUGCCGCCGUUUAUGCAGAUCCACGCCGUCGAUUGCGCCAAAAGGGUCCACGACAGUAUGGAGAAGUUCACUUCCAAAUCCCUCGCCUUAACUCUCAAGAAGGAAUUCGAUGGGGUUUACGGGCCGGCGUGGCACUGUAUUGUGGGGAAGAGUUUUGGGUCAUUUGUGACGCAUUCAGUGGGUGGAUUUCUGUAUUUUUCCAUGGCUCAAAAGCUUUACAUUCUGCUCUUCAAAACCACUGUUCAAAGGGCCAAUUAGAAACAUUGAUUAUGUUUAAGCAGAGCAGAAGCACUCUGCUUUUUGUUUCUUCCUCUA